Molecule: messenger RNA, 1649 nt
Organism: Hemibagrus wyckioides
Lineage: Eukaryota; Metazoa; Chordata; Actinopteri; Siluriformes; Bagridae
Exons: 6
Coding region: 24-980 (318 amino acids)
Biological process (GO): proteolysis
Molecular function (GO): serine-type endopeptidase activity
Source: RefSeq, a predicted model, not a curated record
UGGCACUGUUUAUUUAACUGUGGAUGAUGGCAGAGAGGAGCAUUUUGUUACAUUUUGUGGUGUUGGUUUUGCUGGGUCUUACAGUGGAGACAGCUUAUACCUAUGCCUUCACCCCCAGCCGCCUGCAACAGCACAAAAUCCUCCACCUGGAUUGGCCCAGGGAUUGUGGCCUGGCUCACUUCAAACCACAUACCACGGAACGCAUCGUAUCAGGCAAUGAAGCCAGACCUCACUCCUGGCCAUGGCAGGUCUCACUGCAGGUUCGUCCUAGAGGCAGCAAACACUAUGUCCAUGUGUGUGGUGGGACCCUGAUCCAUAAAAAUUGGGUGCUCACUGCUGCCCACUGCUUCCAAAAGGGUAAAGCUGAAGAUGCAGGUAAUUGGCGUAUCGUUUUGGGGAAGCACCAGCUGAAGAAAUCCGAAACAGCUGAGCGUAUUUUCCCUGUGAGGAGAAUCUACAGACAUGAGCAUUUUCGCUAUCCAAUGCACAGUGAACUGGACUACGAUAUAGCUUUGGUUAAAGCAGGUACAGACAUCCUGCCCAGCAACUUUAUCCGCUACGCCUGCCUGCCGCGCAAGCAGACCAACCUAAAACCAGGCCAUUACUGUUGGGUGACCGGUUGGGGGGACACAAGAGGUGGGAAAGAUAAUGUGUCACUGGCUGAGUCAUUAAACCAGGCCCGUCUGCCUGUCAUUGACCAUAAAACAUGCCGUCUGAAGAAGUUUUGGGGAGACCGUGUGAGGGAGACCAUGAUCUGCGCUGGCUUCAGAGACACAGAGGGACCUCCUGCUGCCUGCCAGGGAGAUUCAGGUGGUCCUCUAAUAUGUCAGGUGGGUGAGGAUCGCUGGGAGGUGCGUGGCAUAGUAAGCUUCGGCCCCAUCGGCUGCACAGUGGAAAAUAAGCCCAGCGUCUUUACUCGCACUCUUGCUUACAUCCCCUGGAUUGAAGCUACUCGAAUCAGGGACUUCUUUUUCCAUUGACCUCCCUGUCUUCAGUGACCAACAAGUCCAACUGACCAUAAUACCCAUACCUGGCAUGGGUUUAGUUCUACACAUUCACUCGUCUAGGUGUACUGUGCUGUACUGAGCUCAGGGAGAGCACUCAGCUCUCCAAUGUCAUUAGCACACUUUCUGCAGCAGUGUGGGUCACUUCAGUGCAUUACUUUUAUGACUGUGCAGCUCCCAAGUCCUUCCCAACUUCCUUUAAGGGCUUGUUUGCUACCACCUAAUAUCUUUUUAGACACACAAUACAAUACAAAUAAAUAAACUGACACUGGUGUCUAUUCUCAAUAAAAGAUUUGAAUCGGGCCCAAAACAGCCUGCUGAGUUUCUUAUUAAGGUAAUUUGGGAUUUUCACAGCCCAUCUGGUUUUAUUUUUUGUUCUCAGUGUUCCCCAAAGCAUAUCAGAAUUAUCACAACACAGGAUUCUUCCUAAUCUGCUUGGGAAAGAAAUCUCAGAAAAAUAAUCACCGGUCUGAAUACUGCUCUCAGACCAAAUGUUAUAUUCAUUAUAUAUUUUACUUAUUGUGUGAGAAAAUGCUAACAAAAUCUGUAUUGUGCAACUACAUUCUAAUCAAAGAGGGUGCACAGACUAGGGUUUUUAUAGAAAAUACAAUUCAAAAUGACUUGUUAGAAACAAUUUCCUUAAUA